Molecule: messenger RNA, 195 nt
Organism: Colletotrichum graminicola M1.001
Lineage: Eukaryota; Fungi; Ascomycota; Sordariomycetes; Glomerellales; Glomerellaceae
Exons: 1
Coding region: 1-195 (64 amino acids)
Source: RefSeq, a predicted model, not a curated record
AUGGCGGAAUAUAUCAACAUGGAGAAAGUCGCGGAACAAGACACGACCGAGUCCCAGAGGCAGAUCGUUGAUGUCCUGCAAAAGCCUCUCCAGAGCGAAGACAACGCCAACCAGGAUGCCUCGAUACUGGUCGCCGACAUCCAGAAAAUAGCAGCCGCUCAGCCGUCGAGAGAUGCCGCGUCAGGAUUUCUCUAG